AUGGCAAGCGGCAUUGAAGUAGCAGGGUUGGCACUCGCUGUUCUUCCUCUCCUGGUUAAUCAACUCGAUGACUAUGUGUUGGGGAUAGAGAAGAUCUGGCGCCUGAAGCGCUAUCGCAGAGAGUUUGCUCAUUAUUCCACACUCUUCGGGGCACAACAUGCAAUUCUACUUAAUACCCUGGAAGAAGUCCUCAGAGGCAUCGUGACAAGUGAAAAAGCCGUGUCUGAACUCAUCUGCAACCCGAAGGGCGAGGGCUGGAAGGACCCAGUCUUGCAGGACCAGCUUCGCGUCAGGCUAGGACGAAGCUACGAUCCGUUUAUGGGAAUUAUGACUUCCCUUUUUGACCUGCUAAACCAUCUUUCCGUCAAGAUGAGGAUUGGUGUGUCGGAUAUAAAAACCAGCUCUCCAUUUGAAGUAAAAGCAAUGCUGAAGUAUCUUCUUAAGGAGGCAAUUUACAAAGAUUUGCUUGCAAAGAUUGAUGAAACCAAUGCGAUAUUGAAAACCUUGAUUGAACAACCAAAACAUCAGGGACAAACGCAGAAACUGCAACAACUUUGGAAAUACCUGCUACCAAGGUAUAAGAUGACGCGAAAACAUGCACAGGAACUAUUCAAAGGAAUUGUCGACGGUAUCUAUUGGAAUUGUGGGUGUAAAGAACACCAUUGUGUGCACUUCCAAUUGCAGUCAAAUCCCCUUCAAGUUGUGAAUGAGCGAUCAACUCUCACCGAGGUGUCCAAGUUUCGAAUGAACUUUUCAAAUACCGAAGAAGUCACGGACUCGUGGGGAUGGACAGAAGUGGAAUUUGAACGCUGGCCAAUUGGAGAGAUGCCUACUGCUCCGGUUAUCCAAGACUUCUGCUCAUCGCUUCGUGUCACUGCAGCACAGACCGAAACACGACAAAUGAUAGGUGUAUUAUCUUGUGAGCCUGGUUCGACAACUCAGUAUGCAAUCCAUAAAAUAAAAAGCAUUCAACCACCUGUUCCAAAGCAAUCACUGCAAAAGAUGAUGUCACAUCUCUCCCGACGCGAGAGAAUACGCAUUGCCGCUGGCCUUGCCUGCGGUGUAAUACAGCUCGGUGGUAACUGGCUAAAGCCUCGGUGGAAUAGCUCAGAUAUCCACCUGGCGGUCAACAAUGAUCACAGAGCCUUACUCGAUUUUUUCUUUCUUACGUGGUCCUUGUCCGCCCCUGUCUCUCAUGAAGCAGGAUCUUCCACAGCGAGAAGUGACAUAUUAGUGCCAUUAGGGUGCGCCCUCGUCGAGCUGUCGACUGGGAAGUCUAUUGGGGCUUUGCAAUCGGCAGGUUCUGAAGAUAUAGAUGAAGAAGUAACAAGGUUCGACACUGCAUCGAGGCUCGUUGAAGCAGCAUUACAUGAGAGUGGCACAAAUUAUGCAGAAGCUGUCCACGGCUGUUUCUUUUGGUCAGAUAGAGGUUCGCUGUGCACUGAGGAUAACACUUUCCAAGACCGUGUAUUUGAUGAGAUAGUCUCUCCUCUCCUACGAGAUUUGGUCCAUUUUGAAGGCUUGAGCUUUUGA
This is a messenger RNA of Penicillium hordei, 1533 nucleotides long. RefSeq lists its product as uncharacterized. The coding region runs from base 1 to 1533 and encodes 510 amino acids. The record is from RefSeq and is a predicted model, not a curated record. Lineage: Eukaryota; Fungi; Ascomycota; Eurotiomycetes; Eurotiales; Aspergillaceae. The transcript is spliced from 2 exons.